AUGCUUCCAUCACUCUUGACCGAUACUUACCAUCGCUAUAAACAGGAUACCGACAAUAUUGCGACAUGGCUCGCGACCACCGCAAAGCGAUUCGGCUUCCCCGCAGAUCUGAUCGGCAAAGCACAAAACAAAGUCCAGAAGAGCCAACGCCUCAAAGGAAAGGCCCGGAACAAGGCCAAACAAAUUGCUAAGAGCAAUGCCGCGAGUGCGUCGAAACCCUCUUCAACCUCUCUGCCAAAAUACGCCCUUUGCGUCAAAGAUUUUGUGACGCUGGCAGAGUAUUUGGCAUCCAAGCCAGAUGUCAAAGUCCCUGCACAGCUCUGGGCAUCAAUAGAAAGGGCAAUCCGCCUACGCCAGAUGCAAACCGAUUACCACGCUCUCCAACAAGCCAGCAACACUAGAGAUUUGAGCGACGAGGGGCACUCUUACUUUCUGGGAAUUCUAGAGAAAGUGAGGGAUGUUCUCAAACCAUACCAUCAGGCUGGCGUUGUUCAGCCCCAAGACAAAUCCACUGCAGUCCCGAAUCCGGAUAAGGAGAUUGAAGGUUGCCUGGAUAACAUGUUCGCUGUUCUGACAGUCGAAGAGCCUUCUGAAGAUUUCCUCAAUGCCCCAGACACUGCGCCCGCUGUCGGUAAGGUCGAGCCAGCCAGCUCUCUCUACGAAGUAGAGCCCUUUGACGACCCGCUUGAGCUUUAUCUUGGGACUGCUGCGUUGCUGCAAGACUGUUCAAAGAUUCGAAGCGCUAUUGGAAGCAUCUGGCAUUCAUAUUCCCAGAGCUGUACCAGCCUCAUUUCGGCUGCUGUUACCACCAACGUCGCAAUCCAAAUGGCACAAGAGCUAGAAGAGCAGUUUUUGAAGGACCACCCAUCACAACAGGAUACCGUACGCGCCAGAACUGUGUUCUUUGGAGCGCAGUGCUUCCUUCAAGGACAGGAUCCAGCGACGUGUGCGCGGCAAUCAGAUCCUAUAAAUCUUAGCCUCUAUGGACUUGUAGAAACCUCUCUUCUCGGUUCCCAUGCCCUUCUUGAUGCUUUCAAGGAUGUUAUUCAAGACAACCAGUUACCACUGUACAAACCGGGAUUCUUUGGAGUAUACGACCCUACGAAAGAUCGAAGAAAGAUGUCUGGUCCCGAAAAGUUUGACGAGGAUAAAGUGCUCCUUUUAGAGGUCCUUUCUGAUAUUGUCUUCUUCGACUACGCUAAUGGAAACGUGGGCCUGCCGGCUGCUGACAAGCUGACGAAGGAUGUGGGCUUGCUCAGGGAGCAAGGUCGUCACACGUUGGCACUAGACUUCGCUGCCCAGAUCUAUUUGGAUAUCGAGCACAUCCUCCGUAGCAAAUCUGGUAUGGCCUGGGCGGAUCUUCGACACUAUGCUCUCAACGCCAAAGCUUCUUUGAGAGAAAACUUCCAAUUUCAUGAACAGCUAAGGGUUAAGACCUGGCCACGAGAGAAUGAUCAGCCUCUGAGAGCAAUCUUAGAGAUUAUUGAGCGUUGGUUCGAAGUGGACACGUUCCAAAGGUUAAAAGCGGAAAGGAUGAUUCAGUCAGGCUUACACCCCGACCUGCCCGCAACACAACAUUCCUUCUUCACCAGUCAUCCUUGGCUCUGCGGUUCCCUUUUAUUCGGUAUGAAGCUCGACAUGCAAGAAGCCGGUAUUGCCUUCCUUAAUGCCUGGGGCUCCGCAAAAUUUGCUGCACAAAUCUACAAUGCUGCCCAGAAAGAGAAGUUCCUAGACAAGGAGUGGCAAGACAUGGAACUUGCUUUGAUGUUCUACGGCGAAUCCGUGAUGUUUGUUGGCAGCAGGCCGGAUGGCGUAGAAGAGUACUUUAGACGCUUCUGUCUGGCAAUAGGCUACUCGGCACAGAAUUUUGCUCGUGGCGGCGCACGGUCUCACUCUCGUCCGGUUGAGUCAAGGCAAGGGCCACGUGGUGUCAUUGAGAAGAAGACUGCAAGUCCGGUUGCACAUGAGCUAGGGUUCGGAUACUCGAGACUCGACGACUCCGGGAAAAGCGCUCCGAACAUUGAGCAGGUGCUAGAGAAGUGUCUUGGGGACAAUGACGAGUUAGAUGUUGCCGACACCGCCGAAAUGGCCUUGAUGCCAAAACACCACAAGAGUCCAAGGAAACGCAAAAUGUACACGACACCAGAGGUGCUCAUCUUGAUCUGCCAGUCACUCAUGUCCGAAGAGUUGGCACUGACAUUUGACCACUUCCGCCUGCACCGUUCAGCCUGGAGAGUGCUUCGUAGCAUCAAAGACACUAAUGCUGGCGAGUUGAGACGCAUCUACGGUCCUUCGUAUCUCGAAAAUGAGAGUCAGCUUCCUUACGUGGCUGGCUACAUCUUCAUGACAGCUGUUCAGACCGAGAAGAUUGGGGGGCUCUUGCGGCCGAAGAAGGAAUAUGUCGUCAGCUCUAAGCUCUUAAUGCAAGCGGCGGAUAUCCUAGAAUGCAUGAUUGAAAGCGGUAUGGGUGGGCUAGAAGUCCGGAUUCUUCGAGAAAAGUACGACAUGGAGUUCGAAGUUGAAAAGGAAGGCGCCGGGCAGACUUCAGGACCCCAAGGCUCUCGCUAA
Molecule: messenger RNA, 2568 nt
Organism: Lindgomyces ingoldianus
Lineage: Eukaryota; Fungi; Ascomycota; Dothideomycetes; Pleosporales; Lindgomycetaceae
Exons: 3
Coding region: 1-2568 (855 amino acids)
Source: RefSeq, a predicted model, not a curated record